Xyrauchen texanus (razorback sucker) is the source of this 1176-nucleotide messenger RNA. RefSeq lists its product as uncharacterized. The coding region runs from base 1 to 1176 and encodes 391 amino acids. The record is from RefSeq and is a predicted model, not a curated record. Lineage: Eukaryota; Metazoa; Chordata; Actinopteri; Cypriniformes; Catostomidae. The transcript has 2 exons.
AUGAAAGACUCAAGAGAUGGAGCCCUGAGAGGCUUGAGGGGAGGAGGAGCCCUGAGAGACUCGAGAGGGGAAGCCCUGAGAGGCUUGAGAGGGGGAGGAGCCCUGAGAGACUCGAGAGGCGAAGCCGUGAGAGGCUCGAGGGGUGGAGCCAUGAAAGACUCGAGGGACGGAGCCCUGAGAGGCUCGAGGGGAGGAGGAGCCCUGAGAGACUCGAGAGACGAAGCCGUGAGAGGCUUAAGGGGUGGAGCCAUGAAAGACUUGAGGGACGGAGCCCUGAGAGGCUCGAGGGGUGGAGCCAUGAAAGACUCGAGGGACGGAGCCCUGAGAGGCUCGAGGGGAGGAGGAGCCCUGAAAGACUCGAGAGGGGAAGCCCUGAGAGGCUUGAGGGGGGGAGGAGCCCUGAAAGACUCGAGAGGAGAAGCCCUGAGAAGCUCGAGAGGAGGAGCCCUGGGAGGCUUGGGAGGAGGAGCCUUAGGAGGCUCGAGAGGAAGAGCCCUGAGAGGCUUGAGAGGAGCCCUGGGAGGCUUGGGAGGAGGAGCCUUGGGAGACUCGAGAGGCGGAGGCCGCGAGGGCUCUGAGGGGCGAGCAGAGGCUGGCAGAGCCGUGGAAGACUCUGAGGGCGGAGCAGAGGCUGGCAGAGCCAUGGAAGAUUCUGGGGGCGAAGCAGAACCCGGCAGAGCCGUGGAAGACUCUGGGGGCGGAGCAGAACCCAGCAGAGCCGUGGAAGACUCUGGGGGCGGAGCAGAGGUCGGCAGAGCCGUGGAAGACUCUGGGGGCGGAGCAGAGGUCGGCAGAGCCGUGGAAGACUCUGGGGGCGGAGCAGAGGUCGGCAGAGCCGUGGAAGACUCUGGGGCCGGAGCAGAGGUCGGCAGAGCCGUGGAAGACUCUGAGGGAACCUCUGCGGUCUUGAGCACAAGACGAGACUGGGGAGAAGGGGCCCUCUUCCUUUUCUUGCGUCCUCGGCCAACAGGGGACGGUCGAGGCUACAGGCGCUGGCUCGCCGACCGUGGCGGGCAUGGGUGCUGGCUCGUUGGCCGUGGCGGGCAUGGGCGCUGGCUCGUUGGCCGUGGCGGGCAUGGGCGCUGGCUCGUUGGCCGUGGCGGGCAUGGGCGCUGGCUCGUUGGCCGUGGCGGGCAUAGGCGCUGGCCCUCUGGCCGUGGCGGGCAUGGGCGUUGA